AUGAACGGUCCUGAAAGCAAGUGGGAACUGUACGUGAAUACCACCAAAGCCUUGUUUGAGACCUAUCCUUUUGAUGGAAUCAAUUUUGACUGGGAAUACCCUAAGGACAUCAACGACUGUACGAACUAUGGGACACUUCUGAAAAUGGUUAAUGAAGGCGUCUACCGUGAAAAUCGAAGCGCCUACAUCACGAUGGA
This is a messenger RNA of Perkinsus marinus ATCC 50983, 197 nucleotides long. RefSeq lists its product as hypothetical. The transcript has a single exon. Gene Ontology annotation, biological process: carbohydrate metabolic process. The record is from RefSeq and is a predicted model, not a curated record. Gene Ontology annotation, molecular function: hydrolase activity, hydrolyzing O-glycosyl compounds. NCBI's taxonomy places the organism in Eukaryota, Perkinsozoa, Perkinsida, Perkinsidae. The annotation marks the transcript as partial.